This is a messenger RNA of Camelina sativa (false flax), 3070 nucleotides long. Its product is annotated as nitrate reductase [NADH] 2. Lineage: Eukaryota; Viridiplantae; Streptophyta; Magnoliopsida; Brassicales; Brassicaceae. The record is from RefSeq and is a predicted model, not a curated record. Gene Ontology annotation, molecular function: molybdopterin cofactor binding; molybdenum ion binding; sulfite oxidase activity. Gene Ontology annotation, biological process: sulfur compound metabolic process; nitric oxide biosynthetic process; nitrate assimilation.
CGAUGCAUUUUCGUCCUCAGAUCUCAAUCUCACUCACAAGAGAGAGAGAGAAAAGGCUUAGUCUUGUACAAUAUUCACGAUUAUACACUUUCUCUUUCCAACAUGGCGGCCUCUGUAGAUAAUCGCCAAUACGCUCGGCUCGAGCCAGGUUUAAACGGCGUGGUUCGUUCUUACAAACCUCCUGUUCCGGGCCGGUCCGAUUCCCCUAAGGCAAACCAGAACCAAACCAUCAACCAAACCGUGUUCUUGAAACCAGCGACGGUUCAUGACGAUGACGAAGACGUGUCGAGCGAAGACGAGAACGAGACUCACAACAGCAACGCCGUGUACUACAAGGAGAUGAUACGCAAAUCCAACAGCGAGCUUGAGCCGUCGAUCUUGGACCUGAGAGACGAAUACACGGCUGAUAGCUGGAUCGAACGUAACCCUUCCAUGGUCCGUCUCACAGGGAAACAUCCCUUUAACUCCGAGGCGCCUCUUAACCGUUUAAUGCAUCACGGGUUUAUCACCCCUGUCCCCUUGCACUACGUCCGUAACCACGGCCAUGUCCCUAAGGCCCAAUGGGCCGAAUGGACGGUCGAAGUGACCGGAUUUGUCAAACGGCCCAUGAAAUUCACCAUGGACCAGCUCGUCUCCGAGUUCGCUUACCGAGAGUUCGCCGCGACGCUGGUUUGCGCGGGGAACCGCCGUAAGGAGCAGAACAUGGUGAAGAAGUCAAAGGGAUUCAACUGGGGAUCCGCCGGGGUUUCCACCUCCGUCUGGCGCGGUGUCCCUCUCUGCGACGUAUUGCGUCGCUGUGGGAUCUUUAGCCGGAAAGGCGGCGCUCUCAACGUCUGCUUUGAAGGGUCGGAGGAUCUCCCAGGUGGCGCCGGAACUAACGGUUCCAAAUACGGAACGAGCAUCAAGAAGGAGUAUGCCAUGGAUCCAUCAAGAGAUAUCAUUUUGGCAUAUAUGCAAAACGGAGAGUACUUAACACCAGACCACGGGUUUCCUGUUCGGAUCAUAAUCCCCGGUUUCAUUGGUGGUCGGAUGGUUAAAUGGCUGAAACGGAUUAUUGUCACAACUCAAGAAUCCGACAAUUUCUACCAUUUUAAGGACAACAGAGUUCUACCUUCUCAAGUAGAUGCCGAACUCGCCGACGAAGAAGGCUGGUGGUAUAAGCCGGAGUACAUAAUCAACGAGCUAAACAUAAACUCCGUGAUUACGACGCCUUGUCACGAGGAGAUUCUUCCCAUCAACGCUUUCACCACCCAAAGACCUUACACUUUAAAGGGUUACGCAUAUUCCGGUGGUGGAAAGAAAGUGACCCGUGUAGAGGUGACAGUGGAUGGUGGAGAAACAUGGAACGUAUGUGAACUUGACCAUCAAGAGAAGCCGAACAAGUAUGGGAAAUUCUGGUGUUGGUGUUUCUGGUCACUUGAGGUUGAGGUUUUGGACUUGCUUAGUGCCAAAGAGAUCGCUGUCCGUGCAUGGGACGAGACUCUCAACACGCAGCCCGAGAAAAUGAUAUGGAAUCUCAUGGGGAUGAUGAAUAAUUGUUGGUUUAGAGUGAAGACUAACGUUUGCAAGCCUCACAAGGGUGAGAUCGGGAUCGUAUUCGAGCAUCCAACGCUUCCGGGCAAUGAAUCUGGUGGAUGGAUGGCCAAGGAACGUCACCUCGAGAAAUCCGCGGACGCGCCUCCUACUCUCAAGAAAUCGGUUUCGACGCCGUUUUUUAACACAACUGCGAAAAUGUACUCGAUGUCGGAGGUUAAGAAGCAUAACUCUGCUGAUUCUUGCUGGAUCAUUGUUCAUGGACAUAUCUAUGACUGUACCCGCUUCCUCAAGGACCAUCCGGGUGGUUCGGAUUCGAUCUUGAUCAAUGCUGGUACGGAUUGUACAGAGGAGUUUGAUGCCAUUCACUCUGAUAAAGCCAAGAAGAUGCUUGAGGAUUACCGCAUUGGAGAGCUCAUUACCACUGGUUAUUCCUCUGACUCUUCCUCGCCCAAUAACUCUGUUCAUGGUUCGUCCGCUGUCUUCUCCUUGCUGGCUCCCAUUGGAGAGGCGGCUCCAGUUAGGAGCCUUGCUUUGGUUAACCCCCGGGCUAAAGUCCCGGUUCAACUCGUCGAAAAGACUUCCAUUUCUCAUGAUGUUCGUAAAUUCCGGUUUGCUUUACCUGUUGAGGACAUGGUUCUUGGUUUACCGGUUGGUAAGCACAUUUUCCUCUGCGCCACCAUUAAUGAUAAGCUCUGCCUCAGGGCUUACACACCGAGCAGCACCGUUGAUGUGGUUGGCUACUUCGAACUUGUGGUCAAGAUUUACUUUGGUGGUGUCCACCCAAGAUUCCCUAAUGGCGGGCUCAUGUCGCAGUACUUAGACUCGUUACCUAUAGGGUCAACCCUGGAGAUCAAAGGACCAUUGGGUCAUGUUGAGUAUCUAGGCAAGGGUAAUUUCACGGUUCACGGUAAACCGAAGUUUGCUGAGAAAUUGGCAAUGUUGGCAGGCGGAACCGGUAUAACCCCGAUUUACCAAAUUAUCCAAGCCAUUCUGAAAGAUCCAGAGGAUGAGACUGAGAUGUAUGUUAUUUAUGCUAACCGGACUGAGGAAGAUAUUCUCCUAAGGGAGGAAUUAGAUAGUUGGGCAGAGGUGUAUGCGGACCGGCUAAAGGUUUGGUAUGUAGUGGAAUCAGCAAAGAAAGAUUGGGCUUACAGUACCGGUUUUAUCUCCGAGGCGAUUAUGCGAGAGCAUAUCCCUGAUGGAUUAGAUGGCUCAGCAAUUGCCAUGGCUUGUGGACCACCACCGAUGAUUCAGUUUGCGGUUCAGCCGAAUUUGGAGAAGAUGCAAUAUAACAUCAAGGAGGAUUUCUUGAUAUUUUAAUCCUAAAGCCAAAGAUAUUUCAAAAGUCAAAACGUUAGGUGGUCAAAAAAAGUCAAGUUGUUAUUUAUUAGAGUCUAAAUAAGUAAUGAUAGAUUUGUUUUGUAUAUAAUGUUGGUUUCUUUAAAGUUUUCAAUUGGGAAAUAUAACUUUUCCGUUGUAUUCACGAUCGAUAUUUUUUGUUACAAUAAAAAAAUAUAUUUCAAAAUUUUCUGGA